This is a messenger RNA of Meloidogyne enterolobii, 618 nucleotides long. Lineage: Eukaryota; Metazoa; Nematoda; Chromadorea; Rhabditida; Meloidogynidae. The record is from the annotation of a GenBank genome assembly.
AUGGCAACAACGAUAGAUGCGCGACGUGUGUCAACACGUCUAGACGACAACUUGUCCCCGUCGGCUUCACAUGGUGUGGGGAGCGGGCGAAGGGCUAGCGGCAGUAGACAAAGCAGGUGGGAUUUAAAAAUGAUUUCUUUGGCAAAAAAUUUUUUCAAAAUGUCAAAAUUACAAAACGCCAAAAAAUUUUCAAAAUGCCAAAAAAAUAUCAAAACGCCAAAAAUAUUUCAUAACGCCAAAAAAUUUUUUAAAACGACAAAGGUUUCAAAAUGUCAAAAAAAUUUCAAAAUGUCGAAAAUAUCAAAACGCCAACAAAAAUUACAUAACGCCAAAAAAUUUUUUCACAACGCCAAACUCCUUUUUUUACAAAUCUCAAGUCAAAAGACACGUCAUGCCUUCUUGUUCCCUCUACUAAUUUUAGUUUUACCGCUAAACAUGCGCAUUUUUUACCCUUUUAAUCCUUUCCAUUUUCCCAACAAGCGCAAAUACAUUUUUUUCUUUUUUCUUCAAUUAUUUUUAGGCAUUUUACGAACAUUUCUUUUUACUUCAAUUCCUCUAUUUUUGUUUUUCCCCACUCAACAUUUAGUAGAAAAUCGUCCACAAGGGCACGCGGUUUAG